This is a messenger RNA of Triticum aestivum (bread wheat), 297 nucleotides long. RefSeq names its product probable aquaporin PIP1-2. The transcript has a single exon. Bases 13 to 282 code for a protein of 89 amino acids. Gene Ontology annotation, biological process: transmembrane transport. The record is from RefSeq and is a predicted model, not a curated record. Lineage: Eukaryota; Viridiplantae; Streptophyta; Magnoliopsida; Poales; Poaceae. Gene Ontology annotation, cellular component: membrane. Gene Ontology annotation, molecular function: channel activity.
CCUGCAGCAGCGAUGGAGGGCAAGGAGGAGGACGUGCGGCUCGGGGCGAACAAGUACUCGGAGCGUCAGCCCAUCGGCACGGCGGCGCAGGGGUCCGAGGACAAGGACUACAAGGAGCCCCCGCCGGCGCCGCUGUUCGAGCCCGGCGAGCUCAAGUCCUGGUCCUUCUACCGCGCCGGCAUCGCCGAGUUCAUGGCCACCUUCCUCUUCCUCUACGUCACCAUCCUCACCGUGAUGGGCUACAGCGGCGCCACCUCCAAGUGCGCCACCGUCGGCAUCUAGGGCAUCGCGGUUCCG